Molecule: messenger RNA, 4987 nt
Organism: Pteronotus mesoamericanus
Lineage: Eukaryota; Metazoa; Chordata; Mammalia; Chiroptera; Mormoopidae
Gene: UBA2
Product: ubiquitin like modifier activating enzyme 2
Exons: 17
Coding region: 61-1986 (641 amino acids)
Biological process (GO): protein sumoylation
Cellular component (GO): cytoplasm; SUMO activating enzyme complex
Molecular function (GO): SUMO activating enzyme activity
Source: RefSeq, a predicted model, not a curated record
UUCCGGCCGCGGCUCAAUUCUCCCGCCUCCGCCUGAGUCGCCGCUCGUGGUUGUCCCGCCAUGGCUCUGUCGCGGGGGCUUCCCCGGGAGCUGGCCGAGGCCGUGGCCGGGGGCCGGGUGCUCGUGGUGGGCGCGGGCGGCAUUGGCUGUGAGCUCCUCAAGAACCUCGUGCUCACUGGGUUCACCCACAUCGACCUGAUUGAUCUGGAUACUAUUGAUGUCAGCAACCUCAACAGGCAGUUUUUAUUUCAAAAGAAACAUGUUGGAAGAUCAAAGGCCCAGGUUGCCAAAGAAAGUGUACUGCAGUUUUACCCGAAAGCUAAUAUCAUAGCCUACCAUGACAGCAUCAUGAACCCUGACUAUAAUGUGGAAUUUUUCCGACAAUUUAUAUUGGUUAUGAAUGCUUUAGAUAACAGAGCUGCCCGCAACCAUGUUAACAGAAUGUGUCUGGCAGCUGACGUCCCUCUUAUUGAGAGUGGAACUGCUGGUUAUCUUGGUCAAGUAACUACUAUCAAAAAGGGUGUGACUGAGUGUUAUGAAUGUCAUCCCAAACCAACUCAGAGAACUUUUCCUGGCUGUACAAUUCGUAACACGCCUUCAGAACCUAUUCAUUGCAUCGUUUGGGCAAAGUAUUUGUUCAACCAGUUAUUUGGGGAAGAAGAUGCUGAUCAAGAAGUAUCUCCUGACAGAGCUGACCCUGAAGCUUCCUGGGAGCCAAUGGAAGCUGAAGCCAGAGCCAGAGCAUCAAAUGAAGAUGGUGACAUUAAACGUAUUUCCACAAAGGAAUGGGCAAAAUCAACAGGAUAUGACCCAGUUAAACUUUUUACCAAGCUUUUUAAAGAUGAUAUCAGGUAUUUGUUGACAAUGGACAAAUUAUGGCGAAAAAGGAAACCUCCGGUUCCAUUGGACUGGGCUGAAGUACAGAGUCAAGGAGAAGAAAUCAAUGCAGCAGAUCAACAAAAUGAACCCCAGUUAGGCCUGAAAGACCAGCAAGUUCUAGAUGUAAAGAGCUAUGCACGUCUUUUUUCAAAGAGCAUUGAGACUUUGAGAGUUCAUUUAGCAGAAAAAGGGGACGGAGCUGAGCUCAUAUGGGACAAGGAUGACCCGUCUGCAAUGGAUUUUGUUACCUCUGCUGCAAACCUCAGGAUGCAUAUUUUCAGUAUGAAUAUGAAGAGCAGAUUUGAUAUAAAAUCAAUGGCAGGGAACAUUAUUCCUGCUAUUGCUACUACUAAUGCAGUGAUUGCUGGAUUAAUAGUAUUGGAAGGAUUGAAGAUUUUAUCAGGAAAAAUAGACCAAUGUAAAACAAUUUUUUUGAAUAAACAACCAAACCCAAGAAAGAAGCUCCUUGUGCCUUGUGCACUGGAUCCUCCCAACCCUAAUUGUUAUGUGUGUGCCAGCAAGCCAGAGGUGACUGUGCGACUGAAUGUCCAUAAAGUGACUGUUCUCACAUUACAAGAUAAGAUUGUGAAAGAAAAAUUUGCUAUGGUAGCACCAGAUGUCCAAAUUGAAGAUGGGAAAGGAACAAUCCUAAUAUCUUCAGAAGAGGGAGAGACAGAAGCUAAUAAUCACAAGAAGUUGUCAGAAUUUGGAAUUAGAAAUGGGAGCCGGCUUCAAGCAGACGACUUCCUUCAGGACUACACUUUAUUGAUUAACAUCCUUCAUAGUGAAGACCUAGGAAAGGAUGUUGAAUUUGAAGUUGUUGGUGAUGCCCCAGAAAAAGUGGGGCCCAAACAAGCUGAAGAUGCUGCGAAAAGCAUAACCAAUGGCAGUGACGACGGAGCUCAGCCUUCCACGUCCACAGCACAAGAGCAAGAUGAUGUGCUCAUAGUUGAUUCAGAUGAAGAAGGCCCUUCAAAUAAUGCUGACGACAUAAGUGAAGAAGAGAGAAGUCGCAAGAGGAAAUUAGAUGAGAAAGAGAAUAUCAGUACAAAGAGGUCACGCACAGAGCAAACGAAAGAGCUUGAUGAUGUUAUAGCAUUAGAUUGAACAGCAACGCCUCUUAACGAAAUCCCCUUACUGCAUUAGGUCACCUGGGCAGAACCAGGUUGUUAUGUCCUUUGUUCCAAAGGUAAAAAGUUGACACCAAUGACUUGAAGAUGAUUCUGCUCCCUUUGAAAGCACUCAUUUUGCUAGAACUGUUAGACACUUUGCGGUAUGCUGUAUGGAAAGUAGGAAUAUAGUGUUAAAACCCUUUGAACAAAGCGUUUGCGUAACCAGUCAUGAGAUAAAACAACAGAAUGCAUGUUGCCUUUUUAAUGUAAAUACCCUUAGGUAUCAUUUAAUAGUUUAAAAUAUUGUGGUUUAGUAAAGUUGAUACCUGGUUAUAAAUAUUAUGCCUUUAUUUUUGGUUAGAAAAAGAAUUAUUUUUAGCCUAGAUCUAACCAUUUUCAUACUCUUAACUGAAACAGAUUGAAAAAGUAUCAAGUGCUAUGCAUUGAAACUUGUUUUUAAAUAUUAACUGGCACUAUGUAUAUUGAUGUAAAACGAUGUUACUUUACUCAAGUUUUCAGCUUGUACUGCCUGGUAUGUCUGUGUAAGAACCCAAUUUUUGUGUAUUGUUACAGUUUCAGGUUAUUUAUAUUUGAUGUUUUGUAAAACUCAAAUACUACUAUGCUGUACUAUGGACCAAAUAAACGGCCUCUGCAUACUUGUUACACAUGCCUGCACAGUUAACGUGUCUGCUGCCUUGUUGGGUUUAUCCAUCGUGUUUACUGCAGGCAUGCUAAAUUUUUUCCUUUAAAAAAUUAACUUGUAAUGGAUGUGAAAGUUAAAAGAUCUCCACUGUUUUUGCCAUAGAUGCAUACUUUCUAAAAUAAAGCUUUUAAUGGCGAUGCUGCUUUCUAAAUUUGAAUUGUAAACAGUUGGCCUUUUGUUGAGAGCAUUUCAGUGAUCUUUGGCCAGCCCCACUAACUUUGAGGCUUGGAUUUGAGAUUGCAGAGGGUGAGCGUCUUCCCAUGAUUCUGCAGUCUUCUCUGAGUUGUUUCCCACUUCAUCAGACUUCUUCUUGAGGGUACCAGUCAUUUUGGGCCCAACCCCAGCCUACAGAUGUGGCCAGACCAGCUCUGGAUGGAUCAGCACUUGCAUCUCUGCUUGGACCCCAGAGGCCCGCUAGAGUGUCUCCUCACACAGAUGUGCCUUGAGAUUUCAGAGAACAGAAAACCAUGAAGCUGUUUCCCCAUUCUCUAUCUUUGCCUUUGGAUUUUUGGCCACAGUCAACCUAAUUUCAAAUUGAUAAUUUAUUGUGUACUGUAUCACUUUGUGUAAUUUCUAAUUGCCACCCAGCUUAUUAACUCCUACUCCUUGUUUUGUAUCAUUUUAAAUUCAGCAUAUAAUGAAAACCCUCAGAAAAUUAUAUUGAACAAGACAGCCCUCAGGAGCAUCCUGCUUAAAGCCUCCAAGAUGGACUGACUGCAGCUUUCUGACAGCAACUGCAAGCAGGCUGGAUCCCCACCCACAACUCAGCCUGUGCGGUUCACUUUGCUUUCACAUUUUUUAGGAACUUCAUUUUCCUCCAGAAAAAAACUUCAAAGUCACAGAAUUAAGUGACAGAUAAAAGAAAUAUCCUGAAAUAACACCUCUCAGAAUAAUUUUUAGUUAACUGGUUGGUCACUGAGAAUCAUUUUCUAUUUUGAAAUUUGAAUUCUGAAAAACUCAGAAAUUUGCAUUUUGAAAUCCUUAAUUCCUUAAAACCUUGACCUGCCUUUUUAAACAUAAUUAACAACCAUUUCUGGCAUUCUGUAUAUGUCCUUCGUUAUUUUCUUUUCCCAUUUGAAAGUAUAUGGAAAUAGGUGCCAGUUUGAUCUAUAGAGAUAUGUUUCUGUUUUGGCAGAGCAAUGGUUUUCAUUUUUUCAACAACUUUGUUACUAUUUUUUUUUUCAGCAGUUUCUGUUCAUUUUCUACCUGUUUUUAAAUGAACUCAGUGUUUAUCAGCAAGGCCGGUCUGACUCCAGGGAUCUUAACAAGAUUUACCACAUCCAAGCUGUAUCCACUCCCUUGGAGUGUGGAGACACUUUAGAUCUGGCCAUGCGUUUAUGGUUUUCCUGUGUAAGUUGUCUUCUCAGUGGGAGAGCCGGGAGCAGGACUCAUCAACAGUGUUUCCCUAGCAGCUCCAGCCUGAAAUACAGCCUGAAAAACCAUCUUCCAGUUUCAUUGGAUACAGUCUGAGGACUGAAGUUGACCCAAGAGAGUCAGUCCAUGGUCUCAAAGAUCAGUCUGCAUUACUGAAGGCUCAAAUGAAAGAAUUCAUGGUACCACAAGGCUAGAGCCUGAAUCCUUAAUGAAAUAACUGAUUAGGCAAAGGUCAUCGAUGGAUGCCAAAAUCUUGUAAAAGAAUCUUCGCUCAGUGUUUCUAAGUGCUAUACAGGUAAUGUGAAAGGAAACAGUCUUGACAAUGGACUGAUGUCUAGCACAAGUAGUCAAGUGAUCAAACUCAGCAUCACUAAUCGGACAACCUGAUACAUGCUUCCUGAUGAAAUAACAACAGCACCUAGGCAAAAGAAAAGUUAAUCUGAGUCCAAUCCAGUAUCUAGACUUAAGUUCCAGCUGACAGAAAAUAAAGGGAUAAUAAAGAGGAACAAGUAAAAAUUAAGAGCAAAUAAUCAGACAAGUACAGGAUGUGGGUCAUUCUGGAACUGAAGUGCAGAAUAAAUGACUUAACAAUUCUUGUGACAUUUGGAAAUUUGAAAAUGGGAUAAAUUAGGUGAUAAUGGAAUUAUUUUCUUAGGUAUGAUAAUCUUGUAGUUAUGUAGGACAGUGUCCUGAAUUUUGAAUAUUAGGGAUGAAGCUUUGUAAUACAACUUAAAUGGCUUGGCAAAAAAUGAAGGUAAAAGCGAAUUAACGUUGACUAUAGGUGGAGCCUAUAUUCAUUGUUCAUUGUACUAUCGAACUUUGACAACUAAAAAGUGGAGAUUAUAUCUAUGGUCUGUAUUUUUCUUUUGUGCCUAUGUGACUUCAAAGUUUUGUACUGAGUAUAUUCUAUGAUUGAAAU